This is a messenger RNA of Xenopus laevis (African clawed frog), 1971 nucleotides long. It is a transcript of the gene hacl1.L, whose product is annotated as 2-hydroxyacyl-CoA lyase 1 L homeolog. Gene Ontology annotation, cellular component: peroxisome. Lineage: Eukaryota; Metazoa; Chordata; Amphibia; Anura; Pipidae. Gene Ontology annotation, molecular function: thiamine pyrophosphate binding; 2-hydroxyacyl-CoA lyase activity; magnesium ion binding. Gene Ontology annotation, biological process: fatty acid alpha-oxidation. The record is from RefSeq and is marked provisional.
GAGUUCAGUGCGGGAGAGAUGGCUGCUCAGCGAGGCUGCGAGGAGCAGGAACCUGUCACUGGAGCACAAAUCAUUGCAGAGGCGCUAGUCGCACAAAAUGUAAAGUAUAUGUUUGGCAUAGUUGGAAUCCCUGUCAUUGAAAUAGCUGUGGCUGCGCAGGCUGCUGGGAUCAAGUAUGUGGGGAUGAGAAAUGAACAAGCGGCUUGCUAUGCAGCCUCUGCUGUGGGCUAUCUAACUGGCAGGCCAGGAGUAUGUCUUGUUGUCUCUGGACCAGGCCUCAUCAAUGCACUAAGUGGAAUGGCAAAUUCUAACAUGAACUGCUGGCCACUCAUUGUGUUGGCAGGAUCAUCCGAUACCAAUCAGGAGACAAUGGGAGCUUUCCAGGAGUUCCCACAGGUUGAAACAUGCCGUCUAUACAGCAAGUUUUCAGCAAGACCCAGUAGCUUGGAGGCUAUUCCAGUUGUCAUUGAAAAGGCUGUAAGAAGCAGUAUCUAUGGCCGACCUGGUUCCUGCUACGUAGAUAUUCCAGGAGACUUUGUAAACAAAAUGGUUAACAGGAGUGAUGUCAGGUACACUGAAUGCUGUUUGCCACCUCCCACCAGCCUAGCAGAUCCCACCACUGUAAACAAAGCAGUAUCAUUGCUAAAGAAUGCUCAACAACCUCUCAUCAUAGUGGGAAAAGGUGCUGCUUUUUCACAUGCAGAAAAAAGCAUCAGAAAAUUGGUGCAAGAUUAUGGACUUCCAUUCUUACCUACUCCAAUGGGCAAGGGAGUAGUGCCAGAUAACCAUCCAAACUGUGUGGCAGCAGCCAGAUCCAGUGCACUUCAGAACGCUGAUGUUAUACUGCUUCUCGGAGCCAGACUCAACUGGAUUUUGCACUUUGGGCUUCCACCAAGGUUUCGACCAGAUGUAAAGAUUAUUCAGGUUGAUAUAUGUGCAGAAGAGCUUGGCAAUAAUGUAAAACCAGCUGCAAGCCUUUUGGGUGAUAUUGAUGCUGUGACACAGCAGCUUUUAGAGCACCUUGGUAAAACAUCUUGGAAAUAUCCAGCCAACACUGAGUGGUGGAAAACACUUAUGACGAAAAUAAGAGCCAAUGAGGAAAACUCAAAGGUUUUGGCAUCACAGACAUCACUUCCUAUGAACUAUUACACUGUGUUCCAAUAUGUGAAGGAGUCCCUUCCUAAUAACUGUAUCAUUGUGAGUGAAGGAGCCAAUACAAUGGACAUUGGCCGCACUAUACUGCAGAACUACCAUCCACGUCAUAGGUUAGAUGCUGGCACAUUUGGUACCAUGGGAGUUGGACUAGGAUUUGCUAUAGCAGCAGCGAUGAUUACAAAAGAUGAGUGUCCUGAGCAGCGAGUGGUCUGUGUUGAGGGAGACAGUGCUUUUGGUUUCUCAGGCAUGGAAGCUGAAACAAUGUGCAGGUAUAACCUACCGAUCAUCAUCAUUGUUGUAAAUAACAAUGGAAUUUACAAUGGAUUUGAUGAGGGCACAUGGAAUGAAAUGAUAAAGUCUGGGGACCCAGCAACCAUAGCUCCUCCGGUUGCACUGAUGCCUAAUGCUCACUAUGAACAGGUUAUGAUGGCCUUUGGUGGCAAAGGAUACUUCGCUCGCACCCCUGAAGAGUUGCAGAAUGCUUUAAAAGCCAGCUUUGCAGAAAAGAAUGGACCCUCAUUGAUCAAUGUUAUGAUAGAUCCAGUUUCAGACAGGAAAAAGCAGGACUUCCACUGGCUGACUCGAUCUAACCUGUGAUUGCCUUCAUCCUAUGAAACUGCACUUAGUAGCAUCCAUCUUACUAUAUGAGAACUAUGUGUAGUUCUUGUACAUGACUGAUAGCCUUGCCAUAUUAGUGAGAUUGCUAUUAAUGGGGAAGUUCAUCAAGUUGAGUAUGUUAUAGAUGAACCUGUUCUAAUGAACCUUUUAAUUCAUAUUAUGCUUUUGUUUAUUGAAUAAAAAACCUGCCCAUCUCCA